Molecule: messenger RNA, 492 nt
Organism: Peronospora matthiolae
Lineage: Eukaryota; Oomycota; Peronosporomycetes; Peronosporales; Peronosporaceae
Source: the annotation of a GenBank genome assembly
AUGAGCCUGCGAUCUCAGCGAGAGACCACUCCCCUUUGCGACAGUGCGUCCGAGAGCGAAGGAAGAGACUCAUACAUCCACUCAGGCGUGGAAAGUAAUGAAGGUGAAGAUAUGCACGCAAAGGAAUAUGUGGGUGAAAUUCUGAAGGAAUUUGCGAUGGUAAAUCGAAGACUAAAGGGUAACACGGACAGCGAUGAAGACGACAACGACGAUGAGACGAUCGCAUACAUUGCAGAACAAUCCUCAAUUUUAGUUGCGCCGAUUCUUGCUGAUUAUUUCUGCCAUCCGUCACGAACGUUUCCAACGUUGGAAGCAGGACAAGCAUCACUGCGCGGAAAAGCCCAUUUGAAAGGAUUUGCGAUCAAGAAGAAGUAUGAGAAGAACGCGGACAAGCAGGAAGGAGAGCGCAGUCAACGGACCAGAAAGGAGUUUCAGAAAAGGCUUUACCUCCAAUGCGUAUGCGCGGGCAGACGACUCGCGAUGCAUCCGUGA